GGUCAAUAGACAAGAUGUUGUCCUUCACUAUAGUAAUAGUUUACAGAUGAUCAGGGCAUUCCCAUACGCAACAGCAGAUACAAUAACAUUCAGCUGUCUGGACAGACACCAAGAAAUGCCAUCAACAUAAAGCUGCAACAUCCGAAUUCUGAAAAUUUAGAUUCCUGUCUUGUCCUGUCAUUGUUCAUCAAAGUGAGGAAGAUGCAGGUGAAUUCCAGCGGACAGUGAGCUCAGACAAGGCUGAUAAGGGGCAGUGAUAAGGGAUAGAAAGGCUCACAAUAACACAAGAUUACAAGUUAGAGUGGCUGCAUUUUACAAUAAUGAGGAACUAUCCGGAGAAAAGAGUGAAUUCUAUAAAACAGACAGUAUUUCUUCAAUUCAUCAAGUUUCAUUUCCUCAUGAGAAGGAGCCUGCCGUAAAUGCCUUCGUUAAAGGGCCAGUAUGUAGGAUAUGGAAGCAAAAUACACUUUGAAAAGUUGAAUACAUUGUAAUAUUAAUAAUGAUGUUUUCCUCAGUUUGUAAUUGCAGUUGGAUUUUUGUUCUUCAUUGUACUGAAGUAACUAAUGGCUGCAAAAUGUUCAGGCAUGUACAGUGCAAGCACAAGUGUGAUAAAAACAUCUGAUUAUACAUGAAGGUUUACAGUUUGCACACUUUACACUGCUCUAUCUAAAUAUACUUUUAUCUACUCAGUCUAAAAUCAGGUCAAAUUAUAAGCAUAAUCAGGGAGGAAGGAAAGGCUGACUGCUUUUUUUUCUUGUGGUUUUUGAGUUCCACUUUUCCAUCUCAGAAAAAUUCCUGUUAACACAGGAAGGAUGAUGUCAGAGUCAAUACAGACUAUUUAAGACGACCCUCUGCCUCGACCCAUCACAGUUCUUCUGUCAACAGAUUUUGCUUGAUAGCUUAAUCUCUCAGCUGCAAUUAUUACAGCCUCUAUCAUCUUUACCACACAUACCAAGAUUUCUUUUUCUAGCACCAGUGUGAUCUUGACUACAGAGGAACUCAACAAUGUCCACCAGCAUCAUGAAAGUGUUUCUUCUCCUGGCUGUCGCUGUCUGCAUCUCUCAAGCCCAACGACACGGCUCGGGAAAGCAGUGUCUGUGCUCAAGUGUCAAAAGGUUGGAUUCCUCUGACGUAAAGGACGUCCAGAUCUUCCAAGCAACUGUCUUCUGUAACAGAGUGGAGAUUGUUGUUACCACCAACAGCGGCUAUCGCUACUGCCUGGACCCCAAGAGAAGACCGGUGCAGCAGCUUGUGGCUAACAUCAUGAACAGACAGAAAGCCUCUACAGCCUCACCAACUACGUUCAGCUCCACAGCCGGCAGCAGCAGCACAGCUCGUUUCUGACUCUCUCUGUAACUCCUUCAAUCAGUGAGAAGCUCAGAUGACCUCUGACUGCAACAGAAGCACCUUCACAGAAAGACGAUGUGAACUCAACUAAGCUUUUUGUUAAUUUAUCUUCUAUUUAUACUUUUGUGCACAUACAGUAUAUCUCCGUUUUAUUUCCUUUGACUUCUGUAAAUACAUUUACGUGUUGUGAACCGAGUGUUUCUUCCAUUUUGUUCAUUCCAGUUUUUUUUUAUAAUAAAAGACAUAAUCAAGAAAGCAUUGAGUCAUUGUUA
This is a messenger RNA of Acanthopagrus latus (yellowfin seabream), 1619 nucleotides long. Its product is annotated as C-X-C motif chemokine 13-like. The coding region runs from base 1006 to 1344 and encodes 112 amino acids. The transcript is spliced from 4 exons. NCBI's taxonomy places the organism in Eukaryota, Metazoa, Chordata, Actinopteri, Spariformes, Sparidae. Gene Ontology annotation, molecular function: chemokine activity; CXCR chemokine receptor binding. Gene Ontology annotation, biological process: cellular response to lipopolysaccharide; neutrophil chemotaxis; chemokine-mediated signaling pathway. Gene Ontology annotation, cellular component: extracellular region. The record is from RefSeq and is a predicted model, not a curated record.